AACAUCUGUCUCUGAGCUCUGCCUCAGAGAACAAGGCGUAGGUCGGCCAUUCAACUACGGAAGCGGAGACUAUCGUCAGGAUUCUCUUGUGGUGAUAUCGUAUAUCCGUGAGAAAGGACUAUUCGGUUUUCUCCCUUCACAUCCCUUUUUGCGGCUGUUUUCUACAUUUUUAGAGUAUUUCUUGGUGGACCACGUUACCUGGAAGUCCAGGGUUGCCAUGUCCAGGUCAGACUUCCCACCAAGCUAUGAUGACUCCCGGGCCCCUCUCUAUAAUGGCCAGGGAGGGAACUACCAGGCUCCCCCUUCUUACGGCUUCUCACCGUAUGGAAGUCAGCCCCAGCCCGGCCCUUACCCAGGAGCACCCAAUGCCCAGCCCUCUGCACCUUACCCUGGACAGCCUGGAGGGUACCCACAUGCUGGUCCUGUGCCAGGCCAGGGGUACCCACCCCAUGGGAUGCCUGCCAUGCCAAACAUAAUGCCUCCAGUCAUGCCCAGCACAGGAGACGUCGAGGGGUUCACCACAUCUGGAGGCUGGGAUGACAUCAGUGUUCGGCACAAGUUCAUUCGCAAAGUGUACAUGAUUCUGACUGCUCAGCUUCUUGUUACUGUUGGUAUUGUGGCAGUUUUCUGUUUUGUGCAACCAGUGAAGACAUUUGUCAUACGAAAUCCAGCUGUCUACUGGGCUUCCUAUGCUGUGUAUUUCAUCACACACAUAGUGCUUGUUUGCUGCUCAGGACCCAGGAGGCGUUUCCCAUGGAACUUGAUUCUCCUCAGCAUUUUUACUCUUGCUCUAUCUUACAUGGCAGGAACGAUAUCCAGUUACUAUAGCACAGAGUCUGUGUUCCUUGCAUUGGGAAUAACAGCUAUUGUGACCAUUGCUGUGACUGUAUUCUGCUUUCAGACCAAGGUGGACUUCACAAAAUGCCAGGGACUCUUCUGUGUCCUUGGAAUAGUCAUCUUUGUGACUGGAAUCAUCACAGCCAUUGUGCUCUCGUUUAAAUAUAUUCCAUGGCUUCACAUGUUGUAUGCGGCACUAGGAGCUAUUGUGUUCACACUGUUCCUGGCCUACCACACCCAGCUCCUGAUUGGUAACAGGAAACACUCUAUCAGCCCUGAGGAGUACGUCUUUGCUGCUCUCUCCAUCUACGUUGACAUUGUCCAGAUCUUCCUGUUCCUCCUACAACUCAUUGGGGCCGCGAACCGAUGAGUGUCUGAAAGGCUUUCAGCACAUAUUUAUACACCCAAUAUGUAUCUGUGCAUAGCACUUUCAGUAUAAAGCUACGCUAAUGAAAGCAUAUGAGAAUACACAUAUCAAUAUGAAACAACAUGGGAUACAUUUUUGCUGUUAUUCUGUAUCAUAUAUGCUAUGCUUUGUAUAUAUCGCAGAUAUAAAAAGGACACAGAUUUUUUUUUAAGUAAUCACAACCCAGAAUAUGCCCGUGCAAUAAAUGGGCAGUUGUCACAUAUUAAGUUUAAGUUUCAAUCACUGAGGAAUGGACACUUAUGGCACUCAUAAUAAAGUAAGAGACUUUAUCAGAAUAUAAAUAAGUAAAUCUGCCAUUUGUAACGCUGAUAUGUUAUAGAUCAGGAGAUACCUAAAUAUAGAUUUUUUUUUCUCACUGUAUUUAAUACUUCACUUAUUUGAAUAUAUAUGUUGACAAUCAAGACAUGUUUUAUGCACUGUGUUGCUGUUUUGUUACAUACAUGCUGUGUCCAGUCUACAUAGUUGGCAAUGGGUGUGCCAAACUUUUGCCUGUGUUCAUUAUUUUUCUACACAGAUGAAUUGCCUUUUUACUGGAAAAUCAAAGCAUAAAAUCUUGCCAUAAAAACAAGGAUUUAGCAAUCACACACUUCCCUUUGAAGGUGUAAAUCUGUAUUUCCAGGAAGGACAUUCACAGAACUUUAAGGUAACUAGGUACGUCUGCUUAGGAUGAGCUGCUGAUUUUCACUGCAAUUUUUUUCACCUCAUUGUUAAUAAAAAAAAAAAAAAUUGACU
Alosa sapidissima (American shad) is the source of this 1996-nucleotide messenger RNA. It is a transcript of the gene tmbim1a, whose product is annotated as transmembrane BAX inhibitor motif containing 1a. The transcript is spliced from 12 exons. The record is from RefSeq and is a predicted model, not a curated record. Bases 218 to 1207 code for a protein of 329 amino acids. NCBI's taxonomy places the organism in Eukaryota, Metazoa, Chordata, Actinopteri, Clupeiformes, Clupeidae. Gene Ontology annotation, cellular component: Golgi apparatus; membrane; endoplasmic reticulum. Gene Ontology annotation, biological process: negative regulation of apoptotic signaling pathway.